Vicia faba (fava bean) is the source of this 780-nucleotide messenger RNA. Lineage: Eukaryota; Viridiplantae; Streptophyta; Magnoliopsida; Fabales; Fabaceae. The record is from the annotation of a GenBank genome assembly.
AUGAAUGGGCAAAAUGUUGUUACAAUGAAGAUUUUGGUUGUUUUGACACUUUGGAUGUUGCUCGGUGUUCACUUAUGGAAUGAAAGAGUUGUUAAAGUGGCUAAAUUUGAGUAUUGGGAUGUAAAUGUCAUUAGAUCAGAGGCAAUGUUUGCAGGGUUAGGCCAUUUUUCUAAGAAAUCAAUCAAGCAUAGAAGUGAAAAAGGGGAAUCAUCAAUUAAAGCAUUGGGUCAGAAGAUGUUGAUGGAGAUGAAAAGUCCACUCAGGAUUGAUAAAAGGAAGAUGGAUGCUUUGUUGGUAAAGGUAAAGCUGUUAAAAUCUGGCGACAAUCAAAUAAUCAGUUGUCAAGAACAUGAUGAAAGCCCUAUACUUUCAGUUCACCGUCGGAGUUCUACCAUUAUAUUUGGUUACAUUCACAGGUAUAUUGUUUGUUUUAGCGGAAGUUGUCAAACAACAUCUAUGUCGAUCGUUUCCAGAUCGACAUCUUCUUCUGCAGAAAGUGAACAAAUAAAGGAAAUGCAAGAAGAAAUUAAUGCACUUAAAGAAAAGAAUUCAAAAAUUGAUGAAUUAACACAGGCAAUCAUAUUCUUAACGCAAAGGGACAAGGCGAGGACAAAGGAAAUUGAACUCUUAAUGCAAAUGCAGAAUUUUAGUGGAAGACAGGGAUUGGAAUCACCCGCUGAUGGUAGACGUUCAUCUGAGUCUAGCUACCGUAUUGGAGAUAAUGGAACUUCAGGGGGGGACAAAUUAGACUUUGCUAUGAUCGAGAUAAUUAGAUUGUGA